This is a messenger RNA of Blepharisma stoltei, 366 nucleotides long. The record is from the annotation of a GenBank genome assembly. Lineage: Eukaryota; Ciliophora; Heterotrichea; Heterotrichida; Blepharismidae.
AUGUCAAUUAUAGCUUUGUUAACCCCCUGCAUCUGUGCAAAUGAUCGAGAUGAAGUUUUGAUUAAAAACCUUAUCCCCAACAUUUUUAUAAAUACUUAUUUUAGACUUUUGAAAAAUUUAUUUGUGAAUAUUUGUAAGAUUAUAGGAAUUUCACGUCUAAUUAGAUUGGAUUAUUUCAUAAUUGAUGAUGCUUGCCAAAGCGUUGAACUAUCCUGUCUGAUUCCUUUUGUAUAUAAUCCAAGGCACGCCAUAUUAAUAGGAGAUCCCACCAGCUCCAGCCAACAGUUUUUGGAGAUUACAAUAACUUUACCAGAGGAUAUAAUCGAUCUCUAUAUGAAAGACUUGAAACUCUCAAGCACUUUAUAA